UUUCCUGUUCCACCCUCCUGGCUUUUAACUGUGAACAGACCUCAGUGUUGGGCAUCCAGCAGGACAGAGAGAUCACCUCCCUCUGGUCAGGAGUGUGUGGGUCAUACCUGGAGAGGAUAGAAUAGCUAAAAUAAAAGACUUCAGCGCAGUUUGGAAUUUUUAUUUUGGAGUUCGAUGGCAGUGAAGCAUGCAUGGCUUUCACUUCUCUCAGGAAAAGGAAAGACCUCCUCCAAAACACAAGUGUGGACCACUACUGGCUGGUCCUCCUCCCUCUGAGGGAUGAGAGGGAGUGAAUCACAGUGGAGGGCUGCUCGCUCUUCAGUCCAGCAGCGUCUGCUCAGCUGUCACGUAUGCCGAGUGACCCACGACCUCUCGCUGCUGCUUUUCUGCCCGAGAGAAGAUGGGAGUCUUAUCUAAGUGACCGGCUCCAAACGUGGAUCUGAAUUCUUUGUUUUGCAUACGGAAGUUUUAAAUCUGUCAACCUGUGCAUGACUGAGACAAUUAAAGGUUUUUACAAGCUGAGGAGCUGCAACAUGCCCAAAAUUAUAGCACAGAUCUGCCUCGGGUUAUCCAGGAGGUAAACGUGUAAAAGGAGAUGGUGCGUGUCUGAACCCACAGUGAACCAAGAUGGAGCCAAUUAAGAGAGAUAUGGAGCUGCUGAGUAACAGCAUGGCGACCUACGCUCACAUCAAAGCCAAUCCAGAGAGCUUUGCCCUCUACUUCAUGAUGGGCGUCUGCUUCGGGCUUUUCAUGGCGCUGUGCCUCCUGGUGGCCGGCAUCACUUGCAGGGCUCGCCGCCACAGAAAACCACCUCCGUCUCCAUCGAGGAGACAGCUCAAGGAGUCCAGUGAAGAGGAGGAGGAUGAGGAAGAAGAGGAGGAGAGUGUAGGAGAGGAGAGGGCGGUGGAUACGGAGAUCCCUAAAGUGACAGUGGGUCCUCUGAGUGACCGCAGCAGCCAGUCUAACGGCACUCUGAGAAGCCUGAACGUUUUCACCUCGGCCGAGGAGCUGGAGAAGGCUCGACGGCUGGAGGAGAGGGAGCGAAUCGUCAGGGAGAUCUGGAGGAACGGGCAGCCGGACAUCCUGGUUACGGGGACCGGGACGAUUGGACGAGUUCAUUACCACUAAGAGAGACUUGGACUGAGCUUUUAAAAAAACCUGUAAGGGACAACCAAUGGAGAGAAACGUGCCUUGUAUGGAGGCACAAAAAUGGACGCAAACUAAUCGCAACAUUAAAAAACUAUAUAUAUUAUUUGCCGAUUAAAGAGUUUGCAAUAACUUAACUUUUAUCAUGUAAAAUGAAAUUUAGAAGAAAAUCCACUCUACCCACAACAAAAUACUAGUAUUUUUAAAGUCCCUAAAUAAAUUGCAGUAUUACAAAAAUAAAUUUGAAUAAUAAGAGAGAAAAUAUGUAUGCAAGCUAACCAUUUAAAAAUUCAUAAAAGUUAUUUUUAAUCAGCUUUUUUUUCAUGCUUGAAGUGUUUCUCAGUCAAGAUGUAGUGGCAUUAUGAAAAAUUACAAAUGUGAAGUAAAAAUAAACAAACAAACGCACACCAAAUUAUUUUAGAGGUUUGGGGUUGCAUGUUGCGUAUCUCCUCAUAUAAUUUUUUUUAUUUCAUUAUUUUUAAUUUAUUAUGGAAAAUCGGACACUUUGGGCCUCCAUAAAUGUGGACUAUCACAGAUUUUAUGCACAAGUGUUUGUUUUUGGGGGAAGGUUGGCUUCAUGUGUAUUCAUCUUUGGAAUGUGAAUAAUUAAAGCUAAACCACUUUUUAAUAAACAAAUGGUCUUAUAGUCACUGUUUUCCAAAAUGAAGAAUAAACAAUUUUUAAAAAGAAAGAAAGAAUAAAUGAAGAAAAAUUGUUAAGAAUAUGCUGAUCUUGCUCUAUCUGCACAUUUCAAGUUAAUAAGUCAAAGCUGAUAUAAAACCCCAAAAUGACGAUGGCAAAAAACAUUUCUUUAUGUGGUAGAAACAAGCUUCCAUAUCACAAUGAUGUGAAAUAAGGGAGAUUAAAAAAACAUAGUCAGUAUAAAAGAAGGCCUCUGAUUUUCCCACACAUUAUGAAGCUUCAAUCAGUUUUGGGAUCGUCAGUACCCCACAGCAUCCACACUAUUAGUCACAUACAGUAAGCUGUUAAAAUGCCACAAAACACUCCAACAGCACACACACAUCGAAGAGUUUAUUGAUUUAAACUCAGUUAUCUAGACAGAUGAUUGUAAGAAAAAUACAAUUAAAUCCAGUCUAUUCAUGAUUAUUAUAAAGGAGAAAAUCCACAGAGGCUACCAGGCUUUUCAGCUCUGGGGUUGCUUCAUGCUAGGCUGUGGCCCCUGUAGUGGGCAAUGAUGGUACUGCAGGUUGGUCUUGAGAACCCAUUAACUACAUAUAUAUAGAUAUAGAUAUAUUAGUGGUACCUUCUGAAUUCUUACAUGACUAUAGGAUGAGUCUAUGCAGGCUCUUAGUAAUCCCAGGUCAUGUUAGACUACAUCCUUAAGCUAAAGGUAUCUGGACUUCUUGGUUUGUGAAGAUGUUUUAUGUUUAGUCUAAGACGCUUCUUCACUUGUAAAGCAACUGAUUGAGACUAUUGGAGACUUAGAGACGGUCCCAAGGGUUUUUGACCCACUAGUAAUCAUAUGGGUCGUUACGGGUCACCAUCAUGCGAGUUGUUGAGAUCAGAUGGGUCAAGGUUGAAAUGGGGGCUAAUCUGCCUGGGACUGCAUUAAAGGGAACUGAUAGCUGGUGUUUUAGGAUAAGAUGCACAUAUAAGAUGAAUCAGAAGAUAAUCCUUUUGGGUUAAUUCUAAUGAGAAUGAACUAUAAGUAAAAUCAGCCAAAAGUCACUUCUAAAAACGUAGCUUCUCACACACCUCUAAAGAACUCGUCUUUAGACAUUCGAAACCUUUCGAGCCCAUUUCCCUGCCUCCCAGUUUGAGCAACAGCACCUUCUCUCUGGUAAAGACGUGUCUGUUUGGAGGUAUGAAUAAAACCAUUUAGCUCUAAAAUACUGUAGGUUUUACCAAUGCAGACGGUCUCAGAGUGGAUCCCAGUAAACUCCCAGGAGAUCCGUUCGUUUUUUGCUGGCUGAAUUUCUCUCGUGCGCCAUGAAAAGGUCGAUUAUGCUACAGCAGGGGAGUUUGUGUCCCGUGUCUGUCAGCUGUCAUGUUUUAAGUGGCACUGCCUGAACUGGAGAUUGUUUUAGGAUGGGGGGGAAAACUGCUUUCCACAAGCUGGCAACUGGUACUCAUUUAGGUCUUUUCUUCAUCCUUUUACGUUGAUGACAUUCAAAUCUAUUGUCAACUGACUGAUGAUUUGGCAGCACCACUGAACUCUCUGUACGAUUGCCUGAGAGAGGUUAAAGAUUGGCUGGCAGAAAAUUCUCUCGUUUUAAAUGAGAAAAACACUAAAAGUUAUGGUGUUCGACAGCCACAUUCCUCGAGACCAGCUUGUUGCUCUGCUGGGGCCCCUUGCUAACUCUCUCUCUGAUUAUAUGCGUAACCUGGGUGUCUAUUUGGAUAGCUCCUUUAAGCUCGAUAAGCAAGUAUCAUCUGUAGUUAAAUCUGUUUGUUUUUUUUCCAACUGCGCCAGAUUUCUAAAGCUAAGCAUUAUAUACCACACAGGGACCUGGAAAAACGUAUCCGUGCUUUUGUGACCUCCAGGUUAGAUUAUUGUAAUUCUCUCUACUGUGGUUUGCAAGCCGCCUCUCUUCAAAGGCUGCAACUCGUUCAGAAUGCUGCGGCUCGCCUUCUUACUGGCACUAGAAAAUUUGACCCUAUUACUCCGGCUCUUGUUGAUCUACACUGGUUACCAAUCAAAUAUCGCAUUGAGUUUAAAAUCUUGCUACUCACUUUUAAAAUCCUGAAUAACAUUGCGCCCAGCUACCUCACUGACCUCCUCAAUUUGUACACUCCUUGUCGUGCAUUAAGAUCAUCAGGUCGAUUACUCCUGGCCCAACCUAAGUUUAGACUGAAGACCAGAGGCGAUCGUGCCUUUGCUUCAGCUGCACCCAACCUUUGGAAUAGCCUCCCUGCUUCUAUUCGAGCCUUGGACUCUAUCCAAUCCUUUAAAUCAAGAUUAAAAGCAUAUCUAUUUGACUUGGCUUUCCCGACCAGUUAAUACCCUUUUAAAUCUUUUAAAUUUUAAACCUUUUAUUAGAUUUUAUUAAAUUUAUUAUUUUUACUGCUGUUUUUGUCCUCUUAGCAUAUUUUGUAUUUAUCUAACUCUCCUGGUCUGUUAGUGCCUCUAUCCUGUCUGUGCUUGUGCCCGAUUUGUACCCUGUUAUUGACUUAUGUUGACUCUCCAUAUUACUGUGAAGCACUUUGGUGUGCCUUCGGGUUUUUAAAUGUGCUAUAUAAAUAAAAUUGUAUUGUAAUUGUAUUGUAUUUUACUGAUUUUGAGCAUUUCCCAUCCAUUUCAGGUUUUUAUCCUAAUACACAGUAAGCAAUUUUUUGUGGAUGUUUGUGUUAAUGGCAGUUUAAAGACAUUUUCUUGCUCUGAGGCUGAUGCGCAGAGAGAAGGUGGAACCGUUUCAUUAGAUAUUAUAAAAACAGCCUACUAAAGUACCUGUUAAAGCUGCAACACAACACUUUUUUUUGUCAAAACUUGUAUCAAAUCAUAGCCACAAACGUCACUUUCUUUUUAGUACACAUAACUCUCUUAUAAAUCGAUGUAUUUUGUGCCCUCGUCUCCAUUUACUGAAAAACAUUUUUAAGACAAGAUUUCUACUGUCAGGUCUUUUCCUUCUGGUCCUGUCCUAGAUCUGUCACUGAGAGCUCCCUUGUCACAAGGGUCACCACAAAAAAAUACAUUUGCUCUUUGGUGCGUUCCAUAGUUUCACCCUCACUCUUCAGGAGCUGACCCACUCUCACCACUAGAUGGCGCCAUCUCAUUCUUCUCGUUUAGUUGCUGAAAACAAUUUACUCUGCAAAUUAUACUGUGGUGCUAAUUUCCAGGCAAAAAUAAACAGCACUCAAUGAGCUCAGAAAUCUUGCAUCCUAAUUUUAAAAUUAUAAUAAACAUAUUUACGCAAAAAAUAUAUAUAUCAGAUGAGAUUUAGUCUUAACCGCUGUUAGUUACCAUCGAUAACGACGGGGGUGGGACGGGUUAAAAGUGUUCAUGAAAAAUGAGAAGCUUUAUAAUGUCAUUUGAGACUUUUUGCAGUUUUUAAUUGAUGUCUCUUUUAGAUUGAUUACUGUACUGCUUUUAGAGUUAGCUGCGUGUGAAUAAUACUUAUAGUUUUUAAUUAAAUGCACAGCAAUUACAAGAAUUUAUUAGCACAGAGGCAUGAAAAUAUGCAAAAAUCUUAACAUGUUUUUAGAUGUCGAUAAAUAACUCUAGGAUAAUACACU
Molecule: messenger RNA, 5340 nt
Organism: Haplochromis burtoni (Burton's mouthbrooder)
Lineage: Eukaryota; Metazoa; Chordata; Actinopteri; Cichliformes; Cichlidae
Gene: eva1bb
Product: eva-1 homolog Bb (C. elegans)
Exons: 4
Coding region: 628-1128 (166 amino acids)
Source: RefSeq, a predicted model, not a curated record